UAGCCAUUAACUUUUCCGUCAAGAAAACAGCUUAUCAUGUAGUCAACAGAAUAUCUAGGCAAAUACAAGAAGGACAUUUCUCCAGAAAGAUUUCAUCAACAAAUAAAACUGGAUCUAUGGACAAUUAUCGGAAUAAACUAUACACUGUGAUGAAUUCACCAGCAGGUCAUGCGAGUUAUGUUGGCAACAAUGAAAAUUGCACAGAUAUUAAGGACAAAACCAACUGCUUUCUUUCAUGUCCAGAAACAUCCCCUAAACUUGUUGGACGAAAAACUCCUUAUUUAUCCAUACCAACUACUACAAAAUUAAAGACAGCUCUGUCAUGGGUCAAGAACGGUGGUCGUUACAGCCCUGAUGGUUGCAUUCCCCGUCACCAUGUUGCCGUGAUUAUACCAUUCAGAGACAGAGACCAACACCUAAAAACAUUUCUAUAUAAUAUACACCCCUUCUUAAGACGACAACAACUUGACUACGGGCUAUAUGUUAUUGAGCAGAUUGGUACUUCUAAAUUUAAUCGUGCCAUGUUGAUGAACAUAGGUUAUGCAGAAUCGAUAAAAAUUCACAAGUUUACAUGUUUUGUAUUUCACGAUGUUGACCUUUUACCGGAGGAUGACAGAAAUUCAUACACCUGCACAACACAACCAAGACAUUUGUCAGCAGCCGUUGAUAAAUUCAAAUACAGAUUACCAUAUAAAGCUAUAUUUGGUGGCGCGUCAGCUUUAUCUAAAAGCCAGCUACAAAGUGUCAAUGGAUUUUCCAACAAAUUUUUUGGUUGGGGAGGAGAAGACGAUGAUAUGUGGAACAGGCUUAUGCACGCUAACUUCACAGUUACAAGACAUUCGAAUAAAGUAGCAAGAUAUACAAUGUUGAGACAUGGCAAAGAGAAGGGAAACAAACACAAUACAAAGAGAUACAAACUUCUAGAAAAUGGCUAUAAGAGAUUCAAGAAAGACGGGUUAAACAGUUUGACAUAUAAUGUGGUCCGAAUCCAGAUAAAUCCUCUUUAUACUAGAAUAUCUGUAGACAUCAAUGAAAAAGAAAUUAUGAAGAACUGAGUGCUUGUAAACCAAAGUAAAGACAAAUGAGCGCAAAGGAGAAACAAAGAAUAGAACUUACAAGAAUUUUGCUGUCGGCUGAUUGAAGACUGAAAACUAAUUCAUCAUUCAGCAUUUGGUAUAAGUAAAGCGUCUAUAAUUCCUCGUGUGACGAUUUGCUUUAGAACAAAGCUGGAUUAUUAUUUCUAUGCAGUAUCAUAGUAAUAAAAGAUGAAACUGUUGUAUAUGCAUCAAUAGUGUCAAGAGAAUUAAUGUUAUUCUUUAUGAAUGUAAGCAAUAAAUGUGCCAGAUCCACGUUAGAGUAUGUAUUAGUUGUGUCCGUGAAUGUACGGCUGAUAUCUAAAGUGAAUACGACAUCUAACAUAUUAGGAAUAUUAAGUCAACUGGGGCGAUAUUUUUGCAAUCAUGUGAUUUAUAUUCUAACUUGUAGUUAAUUAGUCGGAUUGUGUAAAAAAAAAUGAACGAAGAAACAGCUUACAAUUUUUGUCCAUCAUUUAACAUGAACGAUAAUGUGUCCUGAAGUGUAUUCUUCAGUAACUUGAUAUGUAUCAAGCAAUGGAAACUCUCAUAUUAUUAAUCUAUUGAUCAAUAUUCUAAUCAUAUUUCUAUGCAGUUUUGUAUUUGAUCACGUUAUUUAUAUCUAUACGUUACUCUCCUAAAGGAGGAUAACUAAUGUAUAUUUAAUUAUAUAGACAUAAUACAGUAAAGUUAUAGAGAACAGA
Molecule: messenger RNA, 1777 nt
Organism: Mytilus californianus (California mussel)
Lineage: Eukaryota; Metazoa; Mollusca; Bivalvia; Mytilida; Mytilidae
Product: beta-1,4-galactosyltransferase 1-like
Exons: 7
Coding region: 117-1055 (312 amino acids)
Biological process (GO): glycosphingolipid biosynthetic process; carbohydrate metabolic process
Molecular function (GO): N-acetyl-beta-glucosaminyl-derivative 4-beta-N-acetylgalactosaminyltransferase activity
Source: RefSeq, a predicted model, not a curated record